This is a messenger RNA of Chroicocephalus ridibundus (black-headed gull), 9613 nucleotides long. RefSeq names its product RAB30, member RAS oncogene family (gene RAB30). Lineage: Eukaryota; Metazoa; Chordata; Aves; Charadriiformes; Laridae. Gene Ontology annotation, cellular component: trans-Golgi network; Golgi cisterna. Gene Ontology annotation, molecular function: GTPase activity; GTP binding. Gene Ontology annotation, biological process: Rab protein signal transduction; vesicle-mediated transport. The transcript is spliced from 5 exons. The record is from RefSeq and is a predicted model, not a curated record. The coding region runs from base 590 to 1201 and encodes 203 amino acids.
GCGGCCGCGGGGGCGCUGCCGCCGCCGUUCAUUGUGCUCGGCCGGUGCCGCCUCCCGCUGCCAGCGCCGGCCACGGCGGGGGGGGCCCGCUCCCGCCUCCGCUCCGGCCCCCCAGCACCGGCUCGGGGCCGCCCCGGCUCCUGCACCCAUCCCCGAAGGCACCGAGCUCCGCUGCACCCAUCCCGGGAGGGGGGGGGCCUGUCCUACCCCGGGGGUGUCUCAGCACCCAUCCCGGGGAGGGGGGGUGCUGCGCUGCGCGGGGAGCGGGGGGCUCAGCACCCAUUCCCCAGCGGGGCUGCCCUGCACCCAUCCCCGGGAGCUGCCCUGCACCGGGUGGGUGGCCGGCACCCAUCCCCGGGGGAGCGGGCUGCCUUGCACCCAUCCCCGGGGGGGCUGCACCGCGCCGGGGGCGGCCCAGCACCUACCCCCGUGUGGGUGGGGGGUGUGUAGGGGGUGCUGCACCGCACCCAGCCCCGCUGUCCCCGCCGUGGGGCUGCCAGCCUUCUCCCAUCGCCGGUAACCGGCUCCUGGCUCCCGCCUCGUUUUAUGGUCGUGGAGAGGGAGGAAAAAUCCCAAACCAGCUGCGUAAAUGAGUAUGGAAGAUUAUGAUUUCCUCUUCAAAAUUGUUUUAAUUGGCAACGCCGGUGUGGGGAAGACCUGCUUAGUCCGUCGCUUCACUCAGGGGCUUUUCCCGCCGGGUCAAGGAGCCACGAUUGGGGUUGACUUCAUGAUUAAAACUGUGGAGAUAAAUGGUGAAAAAGUAAAGCUGCAGAUCUGGGACACGGCAGGACAAGAGCGAUUCCGGUCCAUCACGCAGAGUUACUAUCGCAGCGCGAACGCGUUAAUCUUGACCUACGACAUCACCUGCGAAGAAUCCUUCCGGUGUCUCCCCGAGUGGCUGCGAGAAAUCGAGCAAUAUGCCAGCAACAAGGUCAUAACCGUGCUCGUGGGUAAUAAGAUUGAUUUAGCUGAUAAGAGGGAAGUCUCCCAGCAAAGAGCUGCAGAGUUUUCCGAAGCACAGGACAUGUACUAUCUGGAAACCUCAGCAAAAGAAUCGGAUAAUGUGGAAAAACUCUUCCUGGACUUGGCCUGCCGGUUGAUCAGCGAGGCACGACAGAACACCCUUGUGAACAAUGUCUCCUCCCCCUUACCAGGAGAGGGGAAAAGUAUCAGCUACUUGACUUGCUGUAAUUUUAAUUAAAAAGCUGGCAUGGGAUUUAUUUUUUUCCCCCUUCUGCCAUGGGCCUAGAGGAUUUUUUUUUUUUUCUGGAAUUUAUCUCCUUGAAGGGAAUUCCUGCAACUUUGACGCAUCUGACUGACCCUCAGUCAGGUUGCAGGCUGGGAAGCACGGCAGGCUGACGGCUCCAGCUGCAUGGCAACGUAGCAGAAUAUAACACGGUUUAAAUUUCAUUUUUCUUGCAGUCUCUGGAGCAGGGUUAGCAAAAGGAGGGUCGCACAAUUGCUUCGUGCAAUGCAGAACGUGAGCUAUUGCCUGUCCUGUGGGAGACUAGAGCGGCCUCUCUUGAAGAAGAUAUUGAAGAGAUGGAGAUCUCACAGAACAAUGGGUUUGGUCAUUUUUAAAUGAAAAAAAAAAAAAAUCAAAACCCCAACAAUGAACACUGAGCCUGGACUACACUGGCCAUCCUUUGGGCUGCCAGCCAGUGAGCUCUUAGGACAUGUACAUAGUGUCUGCCCGCGCGUCGUCAUGGAGGACUCCAGUGUUUGAAAUAGUGUUAUGUCUCUCAUCUACAGGCACUUUCAUGAACAUGAAAUUAAAAAAAAGUUACGUAUAUCAACAUUUUCAAGACUUAAGAAGACAUGGAUACAGCUCAGUUGCUCCCUUUGGUGCUAGCAGUUCGACAAAUAUUCCGUAGACCAAACGUAGUCUUACUACAUCAUUGUCCUCUGAAUGUGUAACUUAGACUGGUUAGGAAAAAAACACUAAUAAGCACUCUUCAUAAAAAUAAAAAAGAAAUAAAUCUCGUUACCUCUUUUUCUAGGCCUGAACAUAGAGGGAAAGGACUGUGCUGCUUUGAUAUCCGACAUAGGAUGAAAAGACCUUCCAGAAAUAAAAAAAAAAAUAAAAAAUUAACUGUUCCUCCUCUAAUUAGUGAUGUCCUAAUGUGAAAAAUGAGCCUUGGGAAAGGUUAUUGGUGGAGCUGGGAAAAAGCACACCAGAUGUGACCAAAAUCUUGUGCGUCGUGGAUCGUGUACAAGGGUUCAAAGAGAGCACGGUUCGGCGCGGCGGUCUGCAAUGCGUCCGGCUUAAAAAUAAAGCUUGUAGAUACGGUUCUUGUUGAAAGGCAGGCAGGCGUACCAUUUGGUAGAGGGUUUUUGGUUUGUGUUUUUUUUCUUUUUAAUGCGAAGUGGAAAUAGCGAGGGGUUGCAAGUGGUAUCGUUCUGUGUCUGACCCCGCCAGCCCUCGCCGUGUGGAACUGCUCUCCGAGAUGCUCUUGAAGGUAUCUUCUUGGCAUCCCGUCCCUCUGCUAGAGUAGCUUUCAGGUUCAGGGCUGUGGAGUCAUUUAAUUUACGUGAUGCUUUGUACUCUUACUGCCAGACUCCAGUGUCCGUGUAACUGUUUGGGCAAUUGCUGUCUACAAAACCCCCUGAAGUGGAAGCGCUAUGGCGUUUGCGAUGUUUUUACACCUCUAGUGCCAUAUGCAAAUAAUACAUCGCACAUCUACACAUUGACCUUAAAGCGAAUCUGGAAGAUAGUGAUUGCGCACACGAAAAAUGAUUUUUUAGAAGUUUGAGUUCAGUUUACCUAAUCUGGAUAAGUCUCUCCUGGCAAUUACAUGGCUGUGCUACGCUGGAAUUUAGAGUUAAUCAAUUUAAUAUUAUUUGGCAUGUACUGAAGAUUAUAACAGAGCUUUUGUAUUGACAUAAAAAGCUGUCAGUAGGCACUUCUUGAAAAGAAUAACAAUUAAAAAAAAAAAAAGGCUUUUUAAAAUGCUUUUUUUCACAUUUUCCUGGAAAGACUUCUUUGGGCGGUAUCAUGUUGUGCCUUUGAUCUGUAACGGGGAGCUGACUCUGUGUCAGAGAGUGGGGAUCGGUGUCUCAUAGCGCCAUUCUUAAUGUUUUCUUGCUAUUUUUUAGGUCACUUUCUUUGGUUAUAACUAGUGGUAAAAAGGAGGACGUAGAUGUUGUGGUGCAAGGCUUGUUUGUCAUUUAGGUAACCCUUAGCAAAGAGCUUCUGUAAGUGUGAGCUGUUGAGGGACGUGUCACCUGCUGCGCUGGCCUGUACUGCUCCCUUUCAGUCUCUGCUCAUGGUGUGAUCCCGAGGAUUUAGAAAUCUGUGGGACUCGGUGGCUUCUGCUGUGCGGGAGCGUGUGGUGCAGCCUGUGCUGAAGAGCGCUGUCUGUCUCGAGCGUUCCCCAAAUUGCCCGAUGCAGCCCGAUUUGAGCUCGAGAAGACCACCCGACUCCGAGACAGCUGAUUCUGCACAGCUUUUAGGUAGUUGUUUAGAGCAAGGCUCGGGGUGUUACGUGUAAGGUAACGCUCAAGUUAAAAAUCAAUACUACAUAUAUUUAAUUUGUAAAAGCUCUUACUUUCCAGAGGCUGGACUUGUCAGCCUGUAAUUGAUAACAAGUAGGGCAGGGCUGACUGAGUUCAUCGAGGAGGAAGGAGACUGCCCACUAAAAUACCCGUGGGUUCCUCAGCCUGAUUUCCAAAAGCAUCAAAGCUGGGCAGGUACUUUUCAUUCCUGCUGAAUACCACUAUAAAUGCAUUUUAGAGCGCUUCUUGCAUCUUUUCUGGAGGUUGAACUCAUGACUGAACAAGCUGAGCUGGUCAAACAGCAGAACCUGCUAACUUGAUUUUCACGGAUUUUCACUUCGAGGUUUCUAGGCGGCCAAAUCCCUUUUACCAGUGUUUUCCUAACCUGUAGGUGACUAUUUUGGAGACUAGCUGCCUACUAGCAACCUCCGAGCAUUGCUUCCUUUUGUUGCUAGCAAAUCUCCUCCGCGUACGGACUCUGUCUCCACACAGCGCUGGGCUGGUGCAGCGGGGUGGAGUGCCGCGGUUGGGCUGACGUUACAGUGAAGUGUCUGACUUCCCCAGGGACAAAUCGGAACUGAUUCCUUUCAAGGUUUAUUCUGCGUAGACUUAAAAAGUUGAAAGGAAAUAAUGGUGUAUGUGCAACGUUUUAUAAGCCAAAGCUGUAGUUUGAAACGCGCCUCUUCUUCGGCAGUUAACACACACAGAAGAAGAACUGGCAUUUUAUUGUAGUAACUCCUUUGCAGGAGUUAUUCUUGUACACCUUCAGAUCCCUCUCUAGUGCGUACAACCCACCUCUCCUUGUAGCAUUGAGGGCUUAUCUUCUCUUCUACAGUCUUGAAGGCUUCUCGACCAGAAGAGCUUUAUUAACUGCUAAUGACAACUUAGUGGUGCAGCACAGUGAUCAAAGUCUUGAAAAACAAAAGGAGAUUAAAAAAACCCCAACAAACAAAUAUCCGACAGUCAUCUUUCCAGCAAUGGCCAACACCUGGCUAGAUGAGUGGAUUUUUGAGAACUGUCAGUAAAAGCCGUGUGAUGCCUGCUGGGUUGAGCGUCCAAAAUGGGGCCAAAUUUGUCUGGAAAUGUUCUCUACUAGCACGAGAGCAAGGCAUUGCUUUUAGUGUCGUUGCUAGAUUUUGAUGUGUUUUCAGGGUGAUACGCUCACAGCCAUGGGCUAAUCUUGGGUCAGUAUUAAUUUCUACAGCAGUCCCAUAUUGAGACCUUUUCUUCAAAUUUUUUUAACACACUGAGCAGCUCUGAGCAGAAGCCAGUGUUGGAUGGUCAACAAAUGUUCGCUUUAUGUAGAAAACCUGUUUGCAGAGAUUUGUAAAAACAUCCCCUGGAAACUGAAUGGUCUAAACUCGUGUUUUCCAGUUCAGCCAGUGACUCGGUCAGGCUGAUCUCCAGUAAACCACCAAAUGUCCUGUGCUUCAGAUCGCUGUGGGGGAAGUACUCGCUGGGAUUUUGGGUCGGGUGUUUACGCUGCAAGUUUGCUGGGACAAGCCAUGACCCCCUUCUGUUCCCAUUUGUGUUCUCCAUCAGAGAAAAGUGAUAGGGGGGAAAAAAAAAAGCAAUCCCUGCAGGUCAAAGAGUUACGGUGGGAAAAGCGAAUUUAUGAACUCUAUAAAGGAGGAGACACAGGGUGCCUCUUCCUGCCUCUAGCAGUGAAGUGCUGAUGUGAUCUACAGGUAAGUUGAGCAGGCGGUCAGGUGCGUGUUUGUGCUGAAUGCCAAAUGCCUUUGUCAUCGUUGUUUAAUGCAAGCUACGUGACAAAUUGUCAGGCAAGACGCUUUGGUCUUUGCUGUAGAACACGUGAAGCAGCCCUUAAAAUCUGUCAGCCUGCUGGUGCUGCUUGUCGUUUUGGGAAUAGCGGUGUCGGUAGCGGUUGGCUCCUGCGAGCCUGGGCCCAGCUGGUAAUGGCGACUGGGUUCCUUCAGCACCAGUAAUAACGGCAGCAGGCUGCGGCUGGCACAGGGGACGGCGAUUUGAGAAGAGGGAAGGUUGGAAUGAGCGCUGCAGAAGCACGGUGGGUGCACGCGCGUGGGACAACAGCCUUUCCCGAGCUUUUGCUGACAAGGGAUGCAAUUAGUUAUAGUCAGACCCACUGGGUUUCGCCUGAUUCGUUAUCCCCGAGGACUGCGGUUUGUUCAGCGGCUUUUCCGCUUGUCUUCUCCCUUCAGUGCGAAGAGCUGUCUGUAAAUCAGGCUGAGGUGUCGAGCUGGCAUGAUUUCUGUAGUCAGAGACUCAAUUCAGUUGGAAAACAGGUGAAACUCUCCAGCUAUUGCAACAGGCUGAGCAUACGCGCAGGAUACGCCGUCUUUCGGGGACCUGUGGUGCCAUCGCGGUCGGAUGUGGCUGGAGACACUGCCACGGAACCCUCUCCUGGCUGUGGGGCAGACUGAGGGCUAGAGCCCCUCGGGCAAGGGGAAAGAUGACUGCGGGGAGCAGAAAAUGCAAAGUAAAGGGAUGGUUCUACUCAGGAUGUCCUCAAUCCAAGCCUCUUUUUUUUUUUUUUUUUUUUUUUCUAAAAAUGCAUCUAUGACUUAGACUUGCCUUACUCUGGAUUUUAGUAAGGAGUGCUCUGAAUUUGAGCCUCAUCUGAGAUCCUUCUGCGUUCUGUUGCUUUUGGUAUCAAAGUACCCAAUAUCCUUCUAAGUGUUGCUCCUACCACCAGAGCCUUUUUUGAGCUUAUUCAGUUAGAAAAGGUGUUUCUAGAGGACACUUUGUGAAUUCCUAGUGAGCAAGUAUGGAAACUCUCCAAAAUGUUGAUGUACAUAAGGGCUCACCAGAAAACCCACUGGAGCCAAAGGGAAUACGCUAAUCGAUUCUAGUAGUGAAAACCCCGUGGAAGAUGUUAUAUCAACAUUUCUUUUCCUCCGUUUAUAAACUUUAUUUGCUUAUCUGAACAAAGUUGGCACUUGACACCACCCUUUUUCCUUGCAUCAAGUUCGUCCUCUUGUCGCUGUGGGUAAUAAUUGUUCUAGUUACUGUUCACAAGCAGCAAAGGAUCAUCAUUUUGAAGGACAUUCUUGGCGUCUUCUGGUGAUGCAUGAGGGGGAGGCACUCACUUGAUGUCCUACAAGUGACUAGUGCAUCCUGAGCAAAGCGGCCUCAGCUGGGACCGGUCAAGUCUCUGAAACGUGACCAUUCACUGGAGCUGUAGCUGAACGUACUGUAAAGGUUACAGAUCUCGCCUUUGCCUCAGUUCAGGAUUUAUCUUGGCCGGGAAAGCGGGGAACAGGGUGAUGAUCAUGCUGACCAUGAUGCAAGGCUCCCAAAGUAGCCCGCUGCCUUUCCCUGCCUUACCUCGCUAAUCACCACCUCGCUGAACUGACCCAAAGGCUCCUUCGCUGUACUGUACUAUAUCCAGCCGAGGCAGAUUGCCGGCUGUCAUCACCCGUGGAUGCCAUCGCACCCUUUCCCCUUAUGUGAAUGAGCUGUAACUUGAACCAGAAGGAAAAACUAUGCCGUGUGAGUUGAGGGUGUUUGGAUUUUUCCAAGUGGGAGCCACAGAUCCAGAAAAAGACCCUCAUCUCUCAUGCUUGCCCCUCCCAAUACAGUCAACUGGGUAACUGGGGAAAGAUAACCCAGAUAUAGCGGAAACUGAGAUGGCAACGAGUGUUAAGUUAGGCUGUAGGUGUUGUCAGUGAAAAAGCAGACUGGUUUUAAGCCAAGGUUAAAUGAGCUCAGCUCGAGAUGAGCUCAGCUCAUCUGUCUGGAUAAACAGGAGCUGGUGGUUCUGUGCUCGGAGCCUGUCUCUGUUUUCACCUUAAUAACUAGCUAUCAGCACUUCCUGGACGUGAUCGCGUUUGUUGAACCAGUUAUCCUUUUCCAGUAAGCUCCCAAGAUAAUUUUAGCUCCGGUUAGUGCUACAAUUAAACUCAAGCAGAUGCCGCCUUUGCUUUUGCCACUACUGCUUAUCUUGGGGCAGCGUUCCCAAGGACGUGUGCGCUUGUGAGUGCACCGGGGUGAUGUCCCCGCCGAGCGUCUUCUGGAGUCCGGCCCUGGUCCACAGGCAUGUGACAUGGCCCAAACCUGUGUCAGUCACAUUUUCAGCUGUGCGUGGUUCCCUGGGGGAGAGGGGAUGUUAAAAGUACUCUUAUGCUUUCGUGGGCAAUCAUCAAGAAGUCUGGUGUCACAUGAAUUCAAACCUCAGAGCUUUCCAAAGCUUACUGAUUCCUGCAGUACCUUCCAUCCAUGAGUCUGCUCCUCGCCAAUACUGCUCACGCCUCAAGCGCUCAGACUGGGCAUCAUCACACGAGCCACGGGGAUCUGACUCCUGCUUUAGCUAGAAGGAAGAGCAGCCACAGCUCAUCAUCUGCGCCACCUCGAGUUUCUUACUGUGAACAUAAACCUAACUAAUUGGAUAAGCCCAUUAGCAGGCAAGGCAUCCUGUGCGGGACGUUUCUUAGGGGACCAACACAAGAGAUUCGGGUGUUAAGAAUCGGUGGGGGUUCGGUGCGACGAGUAACGCUCCAGUGGGCCGGUGGAUGCUGCUCUCCGUCCAGGGAGACUCCCAGCCCCGUGGAGGGGGAGAGCCCUUCUGGGCUGCUGCUCGGGUGGCGGUGUGAGUGUCUCUGAGGGUCUGGGUGGCAUCACUGGCACAAGCUUUAGUAAAUGUAAGGGCCGCUGUGUCCCCAGCAGGCGAGCCCUUUACGGAGGGGGAGGCGGAGGAGAGGCGGGUGCUGUUUUGGCAUUUUAAUGGAGUGAGAAUAAAAUGUUUGGUCUACGGCAAGGAGAGCUGCCGGGGUUUCAGGCACUGCCAUUGCCUCCGCUCUUGCAGACUGCCUGGAAGAAAGCCUUACCGCUGGCCCCCGCGUACAGGCAGCACGGAAAGGGAAAAACUAACUUCCGAAGCCACCGUUUGGGGGGAGAAAAGGCCGUCUAACGAGCGCGGGGAGGGAGCCCAGCGCUUGUUGCUGCGCUGGUUUGGAGCGACAAGUAUAUUAGAGAAGUAGUUUAAAACGUGCCGUGGUUUUUAGCAUAAUCAGAUGCGCUGCAGAUAUGUCACAUCCAUUUGAUUUCCCACAGCUGUUUACAAAAGGGAAAAAAGAAAAAAACCGAAAGCCCCUGAGCUGGGAGCAGCUGCAGUCACUCAGCUGUCAAUAUGGGACACGGCUCUUUCUGCUCCGCUUUUAUUUCCGCUUCACUCCGUUCUGCUGCACGUAUUUGGCUGUUUUGUGAAUUCGCAGAUCAUGAGAUUUAUUUUUUUUUUUUUUUCCAAACUGCCUUUGAUCUAUACAGAAGGACUCACCCAGCUCUCAUUUGAAUUCAUUAAUACUUUGAGUAGGCAUUUUAAUUUUAUGUUUACUGGCUUGUUUCCCUUUGUAACGUUAUCUAACUGUCAAGUUCGUCGUGCUCUGCAUUACCUUUAGGUUUUUGAGUUUAAAAUGUUUCCUGAAGGCUAUGAUCAUUUUUAGAGAUGUUAUAAAGGCAUCUUCAUUUCCUCAGGAGAAAACCUGAAUUACUCUCAGCUUUAAUUACUAGCAAAUCAAUAUUGAAGCACGUGAUUUUUUUUUUUUUUACAGCAUGAACAAAGUAUGUUUUAUGCCAUCAACUGUAGUUUGAAUUGUAGUUUAAAAACCUGCUUAAGCACGAAAAGCAGCAUUUUGUUUGCAACUUCUGUGCCAGGGAAGUCACAGCAUUCAAGGAAUUCCCUGGGUUGGAGUUUUUCCCACAAAGAUCUGCUGUCUUUUCCCCAGCAAUUGUGAAUUUAGCACAAUGUACAGGAUUUUAGCAAGAACCCCGAUUCCUAAACACGCGGCCAGAAGGAUGAGCAGAGGAUGUGUUUCUUGUUGGCCAAGCACAAGCAUUUCAGUGGAGAAAAUGCACUAGAGCCGGUCAGACGGUUGCUCUCGAGCUGCUGGGGCAGCGCUGCCUUCGGGAAGGGUCUCGGUGUUAGCAAAUCGCCAAACUGUGAACCACGGACUGUCAGAAGCAUUCGGCUCGUCUGUUUUUUAAGUUCCUGUUGUCAAGUGUGGUACAGUGGGGUUGCGAAAGGAAGGUAUUUUGGAUGACCAGGAUGAUGAAUGUAUGACGCUUCAUGUUUAUUCGUAAUGUCCUUUUUAUACUUAGAAAUUGCUUACAUAUGUAUCUGUAUGUAAAUAAAUGUUUAAUC